AUGAUGCAAGGAAAGGCGAAAGGACAUAAUGGAGAAUGUGACAGAGGACACGAUGUAGAGGACGUGAUAGAGGUCAUGAGGACAAGGCAAAAGGCACUGAGGAGAUGUGAUGGAGGUUGCGAUAAGCGAGGCAAAGGACAUGAGGAUGUAAUGGAGUUUGUCGAUGGAGACAUGGUGGGGGGUGACAUGGAAAUGCGGUAG
Molecule: messenger RNA, 201 nt
Organism: Sphenostylis stenocarpa
Lineage: Eukaryota; Viridiplantae; Streptophyta; Magnoliopsida; Fabales; Fabaceae
Source: the annotation of a GenBank genome assembly